AUGGAGAUGCCGCACAAGAAGGUGUUGAAAUUGUACCAGGGACUGCCGAAAUCAUAUACGUCGAUUGUCAUGCAGAUGCGGACGGAGCGGAUUGUGUUGAGACACUUAUUGUACAAGUGCGUCACUCAGCGACGCAGAGAAGGGGAUGAAGAAGAGGACGAAUUUAAUCGAGAAAUCCUCCUCCAAUACCCGUUAAACACUGGCUUUCGAGCGACGCUAUUGAGCGAGCUCCGACACAAGACGGAGCUGGGGAACUUAGCCGAUUACAAUACCAUUGUAUCAAAAUCGCAGGUCAUCCGCUACGUGGCCAAAUUCAUGCACCAAACAGGAAUUCUAGGCCAGUUCCGUCCUAUGGACUCCGAAGAAGUCGAAUUGAACAUCGAAAUGCUAGAAAAAGAGACUAGCAACGGAUGCUAG
This is a messenger RNA of Penicillium maclennaniae, 417 nucleotides long. RefSeq lists its product as uncharacterized. Lineage: Eukaryota; Fungi; Ascomycota; Eurotiomycetes; Eurotiales; Aspergillaceae. The record is from RefSeq and is a predicted model, not a curated record. The transcript has 2 exons. Bases 1 to 417 code for a protein of 138 amino acids.